Xyrichtys novacula (pearly razorfish) is the source of this 29785-nucleotide messenger RNA. The record is from the annotation of a GenBank genome assembly. NCBI's taxonomy places the organism in Eukaryota, Metazoa, Chordata, Actinopteri, Labriformes, Labridae.
AUGAGCUGCGCUGCUCCCAUUAGGAUGAAUCUGAAUGACAAAGGUAAGACCUGCCAUACAAUUUUAAACAGCCCGUCAUCUUCUAUGCAGAUUACACUAAGCUGCUGUAGUCUUUUCUCCUGGUCCUGCUCGUCUGAAGUGGACUUUCUCUUGUGGAGCAGGGAAACCUCAUUAAAUCACUGCUGUUUGAUAUUCAUUGAUUUAUUCCAUUUGCUCUAACAUUGGACACGUUGCACAAUUCUGGUCAAUUCCAACUUUGUGCUUAAAGAUUGAUGAGUGCUGUAAAAGCCGAUUACAGCCUGCCACUGUUUCUCUCUGUAAAUCCAGUUUAAUUAGAGGUUGGCUGUCCCUGCACUUGUGCAUGUUAAUCCUUAUGGGACAGUUCGUAUUGUCAAGUCAAGUGAUGUCAUUCAAAGCAUAUCCUGCAGACAUGUCGAGUGUUGCUUUAGUGUGUGUUCGCGUGUGUGUGUGUGGAGCAGAUGCAUAGGGAUGAGUGGGGCAGGUCAGUGAGAGGUAGACCUUUGUCCAGGAUCGGACUGCUGCCCAUAAUUUAUUCAUGCCGAUGUAUCUGACUGGACACCUAAUUGCACCAGGAGGAGCCCAAUUACCCUCCACAGUCUCACAUUCACACUGAACGGAAGCUGUAUCACAUGUCCACCAUGACUAACAGCACACUUCUUAUUUACAUUUCCACAUCUCAGGUGAAACUACGUGAGUGGAAAGAUGUUUUUUUUCCAUUUAAGUUUGCCAGGUUGGUUAACUAGAGAAAGACACGUUUUACAGAGAAGACUAAAACUGAUGACAAAAGUGCUUCAGCGUAACUAUUUGGUUUUGUUGCUGUGAGCAUGACAGAUGAAGGUAAGCUGUUUAUGUUUGCUUUGUGUUGUGUAUGCAUAUGUGUAACUUGAGCCAACACUCUCUCCCCCUCUUUUCCAGAAGCCUCAUGUGAAGAUGUAAAUACUAACGCAGUGACAGAGGAAAUCAUUUCAAAUCAAGAAGACAACCAACAACAGACCGACAGAGAGCCUUUUAAGUUUCUGCUCUCGCUCCCUCAUGUUCAUUCAUCUUUAUCCGCACAGGGUGAGAUACAUUUCCUCCCUUUUAUUACUUUAUAUGACAAACAGAGAAUGUGUUACCAUAUCCAAAAGUACUAAACAUGAUUUUAUUGUGUAGUGAAAGUCUCUUAUAUUGUCCUGUGCUGUUCAGUUUCUUAAAAAUAGAUGAUAAUUGCUGCAGUAUACCUCAGUACAGCAGGCAGGCAGGUGGGUCUCUAAUUUUCCUUCUUUCAAUAUCUCACCACCCUCCUCUUUUUGUUCCUUCAGUCUCCUCUCUGUCAGAUGAGGCCUAUGUGUAUGCAGCUGCCAUUUUUCAGCACCUGUGGACUGAGAAGACUGUCACACAACGACACCUGCAUUAUGACAAGAAGACAGACACACCACUGCCAGAGACUGGGGACAAAACCACCCAAAAACAGGCCUUUCAGCUUGCCUUCAGCACACUCAAAUGUAUGAAUCAAAUGUUUGAUUGUAUGUAGGAAGUUGGAAAUCUUAGCAUUUACAGCUCAAUUUAAUUUAAAGUGGAGGCCAACACCUUAUGUAUUAAAGGGCUGACUGAUGGUUGAAUACAGAGUCAGGGAGAAAUUAAUUUGAAUCAGUGUACUUCUGCUACCUCUGCAGACCUCACACACCACCUAUGAGGAGAGGCCUUAUCUCUGUAAUGAACAGGAGUGGAGCAGCAGCAUGUGUCAACUCCAAUAUUCACUUCUGAAUAGCAGCCUGGACUGAAAACUGAAGAUUAAGUAGUAUGUACAUAUAUAUAGUCCUACAUUUCAUUCCCUCAGGGGACUGCAAAUUACUUCAGCUGGAGGGGCAGCAGAUGUCUGUAAAGGAGGUGAUAAGAGGGUGCAUGCAUGUGGACACACACAUAUAUACCCCACUCUCUCCACCAGACAUACACACACACAAAUACACACACAGACAUGCACUGCAUGCUCAUGCAAAAAGUGCACACAUAUAAACAGACACACUAAAUCAUACAUGUCAGGGGUGGCUGCUCUCCAGCCAUGCAGAUCAUUUGGAUUUGACUUUGACAGGUUUGGAGAUUACACUCUCCUGAUGUUUCCAAUGAAUUUACAUUUAAAACUCCUCUGAUAAAAUUCAGGUCUUACUCGGCUCAGCUGAGUGCUGUUAUAGUUCAUAUCAGCACAGUGGCACGGUGCCACAGGGUGAGUGAGUAAUCACAGCCCUGCUGAUGUAUUCAGUGUAACACUCCACAAACAGCACAAAGUUGUUUACAUUGAUAACUUACUCCAGAUUAUUAUGAUUGUAAUCCCUCAUUUGGCUCACGCUCUGCAACUUGUGCUAAACUUUUUACAAGAUUUAAGAUGGAAGAAACAAAUAUGUUUACAGAAUAUGCAGCAACAAAUAGUGAAAAAGUAAGUCAUGUACAAAAUAAAACAGCUGGUAUUUAUCAAAUAUAAAUACAUAAAGGACAGAAUAUAAAUAGAGUACAACACAUACCACUGCUUCUUCCUUUAGAAUCAUUGAAACUACAUAAUGUACUAUCAUUAUACUAUAGUAAUAAUGGUAGGUUUGAGUGCACUUAUACUCAGUAUUGAAAUGGCUACAUUGGAACUGACUCUUGUAUAUAUUGCACUCAUUGGGCUGGUGUAUCAACCCACAACUUUACAGUGUUUGAGCCUUUAACGGCAAAUAAACCAGAAAUUAAUCAGAGGAAUUUAAAAUAGGUAAAUGGUUGGACAAAAUUCAUGAAAUAACCAGCAAUAAAACCCCAAAGCUGUUAGCUAACAAGUUAACCGGAAUAACUUUAUAAGGUAAUAACAAUCAAUCUUUUUUAACCUCCAAGUUAGAUUUAUUUAUUUUUUAUUUUAGUGUCUUUAACAGGAAAAAUCUCUUUAAUUUACCGCCUUUGCCAAGAUCAUUAUUACAGGGUUUAUAUUUUUCAAAAAAAAGGUAUCAGAACUUUACAAACACUUCUUAAAAUCAUACUCUACAUUUUUCCAUCGCUGCAAAAACCACUGAAAUUAUCUAACUGAACGAUCUUAACUUUAAUGUUACAGAGAAAGAAAACCUAAAAACUGAUUAACACAAGUUGGAAAUUUCUCCAAUUUGGGUAAACUGUGCCUUUACACUUUUCUCUUUAUAUGAAGUGUCACUUCUGUAAAAUCCAAGUGAUUCUUUUGAUUGGUCUCAUGUACAUUAAAAAACAUUGUUUUUCUUACAGACCAAGAUUUACUGGAGGACAUCAUCACUGACAGCUGCUUCCACACUUCUCAGCACAUUGUAAGUCCCAGCAAAUUUUGAUAGAAGCAGUGGCAAACCAAAAAAAACUGAUUAAAAACUCUUCAGCAGUUACUCACUGACUGUUAAACUGUCUGGGAGUUAUCUGUCUUCAAACAAAGUAUCUGUGCUCUCUUGGUCCAUAUGUGCCCCAUCAGAGUAUGGAGGAAUGGAGGCGAGGGAGACGGAGAGGCAGUUAAAGGCCAUUUGUAUUCAGAUCUGUACGUCGUCUGGCUGGUUAUAGGUGGCAAAUGAUGCAUACAGCAGAGAGACAGACACACUCUCUCACGCUGGGAGGGUGUAAAUGGCGCCAUAAAACACUGUGCAAUGACACAUACAUGGACAAAGACACACACCUGUACAUGCGGAUGUGUGUGUGUUUAAAGGAUGGCUUUAUUGAGGGAUGGUGAAACAGAGGAUGUCUGACAGUAUGACUAUAAAAAGCUGCUACACGCCUCUUUGUAAUUCAGCACACCUCUUUACUGCAACACACACACAAUCUACCUCCCACACACUCGCACACACAUAUACACACACACCUAUCCUGAGGAAAGGAGUGGAGGAAAGAGAUAGUGAGAACAAAGUCACAAAAGGAAGAAAAGGAAGUGCAAUUUUAGUUUCCUUAAUGCAGUUAAAAUCAAUAUUUUUUUAAACAAACUAUGGAUCACAUGAGUAUAAAUGUUGCUUGCUUAACAAACCCACAGGGGGAUGUUUUCAAUAAAUUAGCUCUUUAAAAACUCCCCGUUAGCAAACAGCAGUUAAACACAGUUGAGAGUUUCAUUCAGGGGCGGAUGAAGGAAAAUGAAUAAAUGAAAAUGAAAUGAUGACAGUGCUCUGCCACUGCUGGAUGCAUCAAUAAACACCUGUUUGAAAUUUUGUCACUACACCCCAGCUGACAGCUCACCUCAAGAAACACAAACCACCAAAUUUAUCUACUUACACUGAAAGAAAACAACCCUACGACGACAACAACAACCACCACUACUAUCCCAAAACAAGCACUAUAGGGCUGAAACGAUUACUCGAGUAACUCGAGUAACUCGAUUAAUAAAAUUCCUCGAGGCAAAUUAUAUGCCUCGAGGAAUCGUUUAAAUCCGGAACCAUGUGCAGCGCACGGUGUUUGACACGGACGGUUAUUUCUGUUGCGCAGAAGCGUGCUCUUUCCGCUCCUUCCGCUGCCGCGCGUUUGGUUCAAUCAUGGAGGGAAACGAGGACAGACAGAAGCUGUGUCCGAAAUGGCAUACUGCCUGCUAUCUACUUACCUACUCAAGCAGUAGCUACUGCCUACUGACUACUCAAAGAUGAUUUGAGUAUGCCGCGGCUGCCCGAGCGUUUACACACAUACAUACUAAAUACCCCAGAAUGCAUUUCGUGCCGGCCGGACGCAGCGCCGGGAAAAUUUAAAUAGUCCUACCACAAGCUACAUAGAACGACUGCAUACCGGACAAAUUACAUAAAUUCAUUCAAUAAUAAUAUUUUUUCUAGCGAGAAAGUAAGUGUUUACAUCACGAUUAUGAGCCCAGUUGUUUGAAAUAGUGGCUGUUUGUAAAUUUGUCUCGGCGUUUUCGGAGACCGAAGCGUCCACUUGGUCGGUGUUUGCGUCUAUUUACCGUAAACACCGGGCAGCAGCAGCUCCCCCUUCACGUGUCCAAAUUAUUGCGAAGUGUUUUCAUAAUCAACAUCUACACGACACAAACCGGGCGGCAGUGGAUGAAAAAAAUCACACAAACAUCCGUGUAUCCAUGGUGAUAAUGCUAUACACCACCUGCUAGGCGUGUGAUGAGCAGCAGAGGGCUGCAAAAUGACCAACACACAACAACAUGUAAAUAAAAAUGUAACACUUUUAUAUAUUGAAUAAAUGUACAUUUGCUUGUCAAAUUAUGUUAGUAUCCAAGAAUUAUAUUAUUUCAGCCUAUUAAUUAAACAAGUAAAAUUAGAUCCAAAGCCUGGAAAUAGUUGUGACUGGUUUAGUGAAAACUGCAAAGAUCAUUACCAUAGCAAUUAAAAGACCAUCUGCAGACCUUGCCUUCAGUAGUUUCAUGUGAACUACAUGGUAAAAUGUAAAACUUUUGUUUCCUGAUUUAUGCAGUAAAAAUAUUCAUUUGAAAGACCUGGCCUAUUUCAGUUUUGUGUGUUACUGAUGGUUUUUAAUGAGGCAAACGUGAUUCAAUGCAAAGUAUUACAGUGAGAGCAAAACAUUUCUUAUCCGAUUACUCGAUUAAUCGACAGAUUAAUCGAUAGAGUACUCGAUUACUAAAAUAAUCGAUAGCUGCAGCCCUAAAGCACUACGUGGCAGAAUCAGGUCGGCUGCCUGAGGGUUAGUCAGCUUUUAUACCAGGAGAAAUUGCCAUUAUAGUUCAGCUUUGUUUUUCCUGAUCAAGAAAAAAAACAAGUUAAUAACCAACAGCUGUUAAUCUUCUAGCUGUUGUAUUUUAAAGCUCCUAUGAGGAACUCUAGUUUGUGUCAUUUUUGGCGCCCCCUGUGGACAAAAAAGUCUUUACUCAUAAGGUCUUCUACAUGCCAAACUAAUGAUUUAUGAUUUACAAGCUCAUCCUGUUGAGUUUUGACAAUCGAAUAUAGGACUGGGCAAUUUGGCAAAGAAUGAUCACGAUAUAUUUUGUCAUAUCGUCCGAUCUCGAUUAUUAUGAAAAAAAAAAUUGUAUUCUUCUUUUAAAUUGCCGGUUCUAAAGCAUCUGUAUGAAAAACUAGAGAUUAGUUCACUAUUUCAUUAACAUACAAAGUAAAUAACAAAGCAAUGAAUAAGAAUAAGAUAAUCUUAGAGAAAUAUAAAAAACAUUUUAACUCAACAGGACAACAAAAGUAGAUAAAUACUAAAUAAUAUAGUGAUCUAGUUUACAGUCCUGAGUGUUUUUGCAGGUAUGCCAGACCUAAAAUAAACAAAUCACCCCCUCUGUGAUAAUGAAGACACCUAAAAAUGUAAAGAUUAGAACAUAUAAACUUAGAUGAUAGGAUUGAUUGCUGCUUUGGUCUGGUGCAUAGACUGUAUAUACUAUGGACAACUUGGUUCCACCUUCGGCCAGUAUACGGAUUUGAAGCCAAAAAGCGCUCUGUAUUUCCCCGUUUUUCCUCCACUUCCUGAGAGCAACAUUGCGCAGUGGCAUUAUUUGCACUCCACCACCUGCGCAGUAGCAUUGUACGCAUUCGGCGUGAUAGUCACAGAGAGCUACGCAAUCUUGGUACGCGCAUAGGCUGUAUCAAGUGUCAAUCAUAGAAAACUUGAACCCCCUAAUAACUUUUAAAAAAUGAGCUGUGCAGAAAAAAGAGGACUUGAGCACAAACCAGUCUUACAAUAACUACAUGUCAACAUCGCAAGCAGCUGGGAGAAAAUUUAUGUUCUGUCUAAUAAAUUUCUAAAGUUUGUCCACUGCCCCAUAAAAAUAGCUGGAGGAGGUUGGAUUUAUGACCUAUACUGCAGCCCGUCACCAGGGGGCGCUGUUCUCGGGGUGUCUUCACCCAGCGAGGAGGCAGACGCGACCAUUCUGUAUACAGUCUGUGGGCUAAACUGCUAAUGCUACUUGUGUCGUCAGCAGUAACAGGCUGUGCAGACUUCACUCGUAUUUUCAUGCUUUCCACAUAAUCACUCGGUAUGUACUUCUUUAAAUGAUUAAACAGAUCUGUCGUGUUGCCGGUUUGUAAGGACGCCGACAUACCUUAUACGUCGGCUUAACCGCUCGUCGUCACUUUGGAGAUACCCGAACCACCACCGCACAACCGGAGUUGAGUAACUUUUCUUUUUCUCAACCAUGGCAUCUUUGGAGGAUGACUCAAAAUCAUGGCUGACAUCCAUUUUGCUGCCUUCAGCUCCUCGGUUAGCUCCACGUUCGGUCAUUCUGUUUACUUCUUCUGUUUACGUCACCGGUAUCUCACAGAAGUGAGCCGGAAAAGCUCAACUCUGAUUGGCUGUUUUUACGCACAUUUCCGCCAUGUUUGAUCGGGUAAAUAUGCUCACAGUCGCCCAGUCUUAGUUGAGUAUAUUCUUUUGUGAAAAUACAGUGGAGCUGUUGGGGAUGUCUGCUGCCCACGUGUGUUAAAUAGUUUGUAUUAAAUAUUUUUAUCUUUUAUCUGUCAUCUCUUGUCUCUUUUACCUCUAUUUUAUUUUGGCUUAACUGUCUUUUUAGUUUUUGUUAUACUUGUACUCUUUUCUUAAUUAACCUUUUAGGCUUUUCAUUGUUUUAUCUCUUGCUCAUUUCUGUUGCUCUAUUUUAUCAUUACUGUUAUUAUCAGUAGGCCUACUGCCUGUUAUUUUUUUUAUUAUCAUUGUUGAUAUUAUAUUUACUAUCCUGUUUCUGCUUUUGACCCCCUUUUAAUUGCAUUUUCCUUUUUUCUUACCUAUUUGAUGUUUUUAUUAUGGUCCUUAUGGUCUCAUUUUAUGCUGCAUAGUUCUUGUAUUGUCUGGGCUCCUUAUGACAUGAAAAUGGUCUUCAAUUUCGUUUUUACUGAGCUUUUUGUUUCUGUCUUUUUCCAUGUGCUUUAUGACUAUAUGUCAAAGCGCUUUGUAAACUUCUGUUAAUUAAUAAUAAUAAUAAUAACUAGGGCCCCGUUGGGGCACUGGCGGGCCCGAGCCGCGUCGCGCCCCCCCCCCCAACGCGAUCGCCUCCCCGUCCCAUUCGCAUCCUCUGGCCAUUGCCCUCUCUGGUAACGCCCAUCACUACAAAGACCCUUUUCCUUCAUCGGCAUUUGCUGUUCUUCCUGCCAUUGCGUGUUGCUUUCACUUACACUUCUCACAGCCAGCCUUGUGAGUGCCUGGCCUGGUUUGACCUUUGCUCACCAUGAUUGUGUGACCUUGGUAUCGGCUACUUGGGAAGUUCCACCGUCGUGGCAAAGCUUUGUUUGCGUGCUGUGCUCAACCACCUAUUUUCUAUGGAUGUGUAAGUAAACCACUUUCUUUUCUUACACAAUGACACACUCAUACUUAUCAUUCACUGCUACUGAUGUGCUCUGUUAGUAAGCAUGCAGGAAACCUGAUGAAUGAAGAAAUGCCCAGACUAGCCAACAUCUUAAUAAAUUAUGAGGUAUGACAUCACUUGAAUGGUUUCAUUGGGCUAUGCUUCCAUUAUUCUAAUUCUGUAAUAAAAAGAAAUUUUGUCCAAAAGGACUGUUGUUGUUUUUUCUUCUAAUAAUUAACAUAUUUAACAUAAUUAACAUUCAAUAUGCGCUCAUUACACACGUGCACACUCUUUGAUGAUCUGUGAAGCAGAGCUUAAAGGACAGUAGGAGCAGCUGAACAAAGUGUAUUUGUAGGAAAACCGUAAGAGCUAUUGAAACGCUGUUUUCGCGGGUUGAAAGGUUAGGGUCUCCACCAAAGGUCAGAGGUCAAAUAACAUUUGUAUCUCAAACUGUGACGUCACAGUCAAGGUCCAAAGAUGGUGUGCGCACCUGUCUUUGGUCAUUUCCCAUUAUAAUGAAUGGAAGGCGCAGUUUCUACCAAAACGCUCGCUGCAGAAAAACUACAUGUCCUAUUUGAAAAAACUCUGGACCAUGAGUGAGGGCACAAACACAGCAAGGAUAUAUCCAAAUGGCAAGUUGCUCCUCUGUGUCCACAUGGCUCAGAGGAUAAUGAGACUGCCUGGCACUCUUAAGGUUCUGCGUUCAAGCCUCACCUAACCCAAGUUGAGGUGAAUUUUAAAGCCUUGUGUCAACAAAGGGCAGUGAAAUAGGAAAAAACCAGACAACUCCUCUGUGUCCACAUGGCUCAGAGGAUAAGGAGACUGCCUGGCACUCUUAAGGUUGUGGGUUCAAGCCUCACCUAACCCAAGUUGAGGUGAAUUUUAAAGCCUUGUGUCUUCAAACGACAGUGAAAUAGGAAAAAACCAGACGACUCCUCUGUGUCCACAUGGCUCAGAGGAUAAGGAGACUGCCUGGCACUCUUAAGGUUGUGGGUUCAAGCCUCACCUAACCCAAGUUGAGGUGAAUUUUACAGCCUUGUGUCUUGAAUUGUGCUUGUAUGUAUCUACUAUUUUGUGUCUGUGCGAGGUCGCACAAUUAAAAAAUAAAUGCUGCGCUCCGCGGGUUUUCUUUAAGUCAUUCGUGACGCGAGCCUGAGGGCGGGGACAUUUGGCGACUCCACCAGGAAGUCCUCCGAAGGUCUCCAAAUGUCCCCGCCCUCAGGCUUACGUCACGACUGACUAGAAAAAAAGCUGCGGAGCGCAGCAUUUAUUGUUUUAAUUGUGCGACCUUGCACAGACACAAAAUAGUAGAUACAUACAAGCACAGAUCAUUCCCAUAAAAUUAAUCCAAUGAUUGUUUUGUAUGAAGGAUUAUGAGGGCCAUAUUGAGAAUUUUUUUUGAAGACUUCAAGAUUUAAGUCGUGAAUUUACGAGAAUAAAGUCAUUAAUUUAUGAGAAUAAAGUUUUAAAGUUUCCUGUUAUUUCAGAGGAGACUUUGUUAAAAUUAGGGCCAUGAAGCAUUUAGAGGAACUGUGCUUCAGUAUAGGUUUCACAAACAAGGAGAUACUUCAUCCUCUGGCACAUCAGCAUCACAUUGACAUAAGUAUAAAGACUUAAAAAAGAAUAUAUGGGUUCAGGAUGAAUUGUGAAGUCCAGGAGCAAAAGUACCAAGAUAAAAGCACGCAGAGCUCAUCCCCAACAGUGGAUGGUCUCCGGUGGCGCAGUGUGGUAGACAUCUAACACCCUAAUGUGAGCCAUGUGUUCAGGUUGAAGACCAGCUCCUGGUUCGAAACCCGCUCAGUCCAGGGGGGUGGGGUUACCCCCCCAGGUGUUUCCAGAGAGAUAAAAUAGGGGGGUUAUGCUACAGGAAGUCAGAGCAGGCUGAACUUUAGAGUAAGGGUGGGGAGAAGGGUUGCGGGGGGGAUUAUAGGGGGGGCACGGCGGCCGAUGGCCGGGGGCUGAGCAGAGGGGCGUAACCACAAUAAGGAUUGAACCCACUGACUCAUGUGGACACACGAGACAAUCAUUUUUUUUUCAUUUAUCACUGUACUUUGUAGACUCUAGACCUUCAAAAUUCACCAAGAAGUGGGCAAGGUAGGACUCGAACCUAUGACCUUAGGAGUCCCAGUCAGUGUUCUUAUCCUCUGAGCCACUUGGACACACAGGAUUAUACCAUUUGUUUCCUCUUUCACUUUCCUGUCUAGACACUAUACUUCAAAAUUCACCUUGUCCCAAAAAAGGCUCGAACACACCACCUCAGGAGUCCCAGUCAGUCUCCUUAUCCCGUGAGCCAUGUGGACACACAAGAGAAAUCUGUUUUUUUUUCACAUACUGUUUUCCUUUGUGGACUCAAGACUUUAAAAUUCACCUAAAACUAGGUAAGGUAGGACUCGAACCUAUGACCUCAGGAGUUCCAGCCAGUGUUCUUAUCCUCUGAGCCACUUGGACACACAGGAUUAUACCAUUUGUUUCCUCUUUCAAUUUCCUGUCUAGACACUAUACUUCAAAAUUCACCUUGUCCCGAAAAAGGCUCGAACACACCACCUCAGGAGUCCCAGUCAGUCUCCUUAUCCUGUGAGCCAUGUGGACACACAAGAGAAUUGGGUUCUUUUUUCACAUAUCGCUGUCCUUUGUGGAUUCGAGACUUUAAAAUUCUCCUAGAACUGGACAGGGUCAGACUUGAACCCACAAUCUCAGGAGUACCAGUGAGUCUCCUUAUCCCCUGAGCCAUGUGGACACAGAGGGUUAUCAUGUUUUUUUUUUUUUCAUAUAUCACUGUACUUUGUAGACACAUCUCAGAGCCUACUAUGUCGGAGGUGAAUUUCAAGGGUAGCCGACUGAGAAACUCUGCAUGUGCUGUGUAGCGAUCCACCAAUCACCUUUGUCCUUUACUCAGUUGCCAAUCAGACUCAGUUCUCAGUUGCCAAUCAGACUACCCUGCCAGCUGUCAAUCAAAAUCAGAGAGGAGGAAACUCACCCCUGCACAUGUUCUGCACAUGGAGUGAGACGCGUGUCCGCUGAGAAUUAUUUAUGGAACUUCACUGACUCUUAAGCCCAACAAAUAAGAACUGUAUGGGUUUUAAAAUGUAUAUUUCCGUGGACCACUCUACUAUAAGCGGUGCGCGUUUUGCGAGGUGCAUGCAAUUCUCGGAGGACAUGCGUUUCUCGGCACAACACCGCUAACAACAACAACAACAACGAUUGCAAAAUGAGCAACGAACAAGAGAAAACCACCGAAAAUUAAGAUUUGUUGCCAAAAAUAAAAUGAAAGUCAGUUAUCUGGAAUUAUUUCGGUUAAAAGAAGGAUGAUGUCGACCAAAACACGUGUUCUGUGUUCAUCUGUCGCCACAAUAACGUCCCAGCACAAUAAAAGCUAAAAAUAUCUCUGAGACAGACAGAAGCCCUUCUAACAUUCACAAAAAGAGGUAAGAUCAGUGCAGGUUAACUGUCCUCAAGACUUCAGCAGUGCAGUAUAACAUUAAAUGCUAUUCAGGUCAUCUGGUGAAAAUUCCUAUAUUUUUAAUAUCACAAUAUAUAUCGCAGGGUUGAAAAAAAUCGCAAUGUUAGUUUUUUCCAAUAUCGUGCAGCCUUACUCUCUUGCUUUGUGCCUGGUUCAGUAAACUGCACGUGCAAUUUCAGCAAGGCAUUACAUCACUUGCUUGACUUGUCAAUCAAAUCAGACCUCUUAGCCUACUUGACACACGAAAAUAACCGAGCAAUCCCGAUGUUGAAAACUGUCAGGCGGCAGACUGAGGAGAAAGUUGUAGCAGCAGCUAAACAUGUCGGCUUCAAAACCACGAAAGGUAGAGAAUGAGAACAGGGUGUUUUAUGGCGAGUGGACCGAGUCAUUUGCAUUCAUUUUACCCGCAGGAAGCACACAGCCAAUUGAAAGUAGGCAGUUAUUGGCAAUACAAAUGAAGUGAAUAUUUCAAAAGAGUAAUGCACUGUAAAAAAAUAAAUAAAUAAAAAUCCCUGGACCCAGGCCUGCAGGCAUUUCAUUCAGGUGGACCCACUGAAAAUUUAUAUGAAGACCCCUGCUCUAGACCUUCAAAAUUCACCAAGAAGUGGGCAAGGUAGGACUCGUACCUAUGACCGCAGGAGUCACAGUCAGUGUUCUUAUCCCCUGAGCCACUUGGACACACAGAAUUAUACCACUUGUUUCCUCUUUCACUUUCUUGUCGAGACACUAGACUUCAAAAUUCACCUUGUCCAGCCUCUCACCUGAAAUGCGCAGCUGUGCUUUUGAUUGGCCAUGUCAAUCAAAAGCCCAGCCUAAAAGUCCUGAUUAUCAGUUCUGGGUCCCUGGCAAUGACUGUUGGGUACAAACUGCAAAGCUUUCUUCUGCAGGUAGGGCUAGGCUUUUCAUUGACCAUGUGGGUCGAAUAGUUGUGUGGGAAUAGUGUGUCGUCUCAGCCACUAUGUUUUCUGCAGUUGUGAGUAGAGAGCACCUUGAUAGCUCACUUGUUAGAGCAGAGGACUGCAGGACGUUCCUCAUAUGAAAUGCUGUGAUACUAAGGUCGCUGGUCCAAUUCCAGCUCAAAGCACCUGCAUUUCGUUGGUGUGAGCAAUGUUCUGGGUCUAAUCACAUUGAAAUAAUGCCAAGCCUUGUCUUCAUCUGUCAGCUCCUCCAAAAUGUAAAAACACAAACAAGAUAACUCCUGCUAAAUUUUCCAACCAUAGAUUUUUUAUUCACCCAGCCUAAAAGUCCUGAUUAUCAUUUCUGGAUCCUUGGCAAUGACUGUUGGGUACAAACUGUGAAGCUCUGUUCUGAAGGUGGGACUGGGCUUUUGAUUGGCCAUGUCAAUCAAAAGCCCAGUGUGGGGCUGUGUCCACAUGGCUCAGAGGAUAAGGAGACUGCCUGGCACUCCUAAGGUUGUGGCUUCAAGCCUCACCUUACCCAAGUUGAGGUGAAUUUUAAAGCCUUGUGUCUACAAAGGGCAGUGAAAUAGGAAAAAACCAGAUGACUCCUCUGUGUCCACAUGGCUCACAGGAUAAGGAGACUGCCUGGCACUCUUAAGGUUGUGGGUUCAAGCCUCACCUUACCCAAGUUGAGGUGAAUUUUAAAGCCUUGUGUCUUCAAACGACAGUGAAAUAGGAAAAAACCAGAAGAGUCCUCUGUGUCCACAUGGCUCACAGGAUAAGGAGACUGCCUGGCAAUCUUAAGGUUGUGUGUUCAAGCCUCACCUAACCCAAGUUGAGGUGAAUUUUAAAGCCUUGUGUCUUCAAACGACAGUGAAAUAGGAAAAAACCAGAAGAGUCCUCUGUGUCCACAUGGCUCAGAGGAUAAGGAGACUGCCUGGCACUCUUAAGUUUGUGCGUUCAAGCCUCACCUAACCCAAGUUGAGGUGAAUUUUAAAGCCUUGUGUCUUCAAACGACAGUGAAAUAGGAAAAAACCAGAAGACUCCUCUGUGUCCACAUGGCUCAGAGGAUAAGGAGACUGCCUGGCACUCUUAAGGUUGUGCGCUCAAGCCUCACCUAACCCAAGUUGAGGUGAAUUUUAAAGCCUUGUGUCUUCAAACGACAAUGAAAUAGGAAAAAACCAGACUACUUCUCUGUGUCCUCAUGGCUCAGAGGAUGAGGAGACUGCCUGGCACUCUUAAGGUCGUGGGUUCAAGCCUCACCUAACCCAAGUUCAGGUGAAUUUUAAAGCCUUGUGUCUUCAAACGACAGUGAAAUAGGAAAAAAACAGAAGAGUCCUCUGUGUCCACAUGGCUCAGUGGAUAAGGAGACUGCCUGGCACUCUUAAGGUUGUGGGUUCAAGCCUCACCUAACCCAAGUUCAGGUGAAUUUUAAAGCCUUGUGUCUUCAAACGACAGUGAAAUGGGAAAAAACCAAACGACUUCUCUGUGUCCACAUGGCUCAGAGGAUAAGGAGACUGCCUGGCACUCUUAAGGUUGUGGGUUCAAGCCUCACCUUACCCAAGUUGAGGUGAAUUUUAAAGCCUUGUGUCUUCAAACGACAGUGAAAUAGGAAAAAACCAGAAGACUCCUCUGUGUCCACAGCGCUCAGAGGAUAAGGAGACUGCCUGGCACUCUUAAGGUUGUGGGUUCAAGCCUCACCUAACCCAAGUUGAGGUGAAUUUUAAAGCCUUGUGUCUUCAAACGACAGUGAAAUAGGAAAAAACCAGACGACUCCUCUGUGUCCACAUGGCUCAGAGGAUAAGGAGACUGCCUGGCACUCUUAAUGUUGUGGGUUCAUGCCUCACCUAACCCAAGUUGAGGUGAAUUUUAAAGCCUUGUGUCUUCAAACGACAGUGAAAUAGGAAAAAACCAGAAGAGUCCUCUGUGUCCACAUGGCUCAGUGGAUAAGGAGACUGCCUGCCACUCUUAAGGUUGUUGGUUCGAGCCUCACCUUACCCAAGUUCAGGUGAAUUUUAAAGCCUUGUGUCUUCAAACGACAGUGAAAUAGGAAAAAACCAGACGCUCUGUGUCCACAUGGCUCAGAGGAUAAGGAGACUGCCUGGCACUCUUAAGGUUGUGGGUUCAAGCCUCACCUUACCCAAGUUCAGGUGACUUUUAAAGCCUUGUGUCUUCAAAGCGCAGUGAAAUAGGAAAAAACCAGAAGACUCCUCUGUGUCUACAUGGCUCAGUGGAUAAGGAGACUGCCUGACACUCUUAAGGUUGUGGGUUCAAGCCUCACGUAACCAAAGUUGAGGUGAAUUUUAAAGCCUUGUGUCUACAAACGACAGUGAAAUAGGAAAAAACCAGAACACUCCUCUGUGUCCACAUGGCUCAGUGGAUAAGGAGACUGCCUGGCACUCUUAAGGUCGUGGGUUCAAAUCUUGUACAGGGUGUAUUUUAAAGUCCAGCAGCCAAAGUUCCAAGAUAAAAGGGCACGAACAUCAUGCCCAAAUGUGGACGGUAUCCGGUGGCGCAGCGGGUAUGCAACUGACACCCCCCCCCCCCCCCCGGUCUUUCCAGAGAGAUACAAUAGGGGGGUUAUGCUACAGGAAGUCAGAGCAGGCUGAACUUUAGAGUAAGGAUGGGUAGAAAGGGUUGAUGGGGGGAUGAUCUGCUCAGCCGAUGGUCAUACAGACCAUCAGAGGGCGUCCCCAAUAAGGCUUGAACCCAAUGACCCGUGUGGACACACGAGACAAUCAUGUUUUUUUUCAUAUAUCACUGUACUUUGUAGACUCUAGACCUUCAAAAUUCACCAAGAAGUGGGCAAGGUAGGACUGGAACCUAUGACCUCAGGAGUCACAGUCAGUGUUCUUAUCCCCUGAGCCACUUGGACACACAGGAUUAUACCAUUUGUUUCCUCUUUCACUUUCCUGUCUAGACACUAGACUUCAAAAUUCACCUUGUCCCGAAAAAGGCUCGAACACACCACCUCAGGAGUCCCCAUCAGUCUCGUUAUCCUGUGAGCCAUGUGGACACAGAAGACCAACAUGUUUUUUUUUCAUAUAUCACUGUACUUUGUGGACACUAGAUUUCAAAAUUCACUUAGAACUGGGCAAGGUUGGACUCGAAGCUAUGACCUCAGGAAUCCCUUCACAAAUGUGUUGAUGGCUGGACAUUGCAUCAUCCUAGAAAACUUGGAGGCCAGUGAGGACAAAAAUAAAAAGUUAUAAGACUUAAGAAUGUGGAUUUUUGGGUUAUCUUUGGCGCCCCCUAGAACCUAAACCGUGGGGUGCAGCGUCAUGAUUUGUACAACUGUUAAUGGCCAUGGGGUGUAGAUUGGCCUGAGCAAAUUUGGUGCCGGUGGAACAAAAGCCUUCUGAGGAGUUAGCGAAAUUUCAAUGUGUGCGGAUCGGCAAAAAAUCCGAAAUAGCCCUUUAACGGUACAUUUGACAGAUACGCCCGUGCUGACUUUUUUGUAGAUCUUAUUGAGAUACACGUGUGUGUCAAAUUUUGGGUCAUUUAGACAAAGCGUACAGGCGUCAGGUGAGUUUUCACCUUAGGGGGCGCUUUGGAGCCAUUUUUCAUUUUAUUGUUUGGGCGACUUCAGAAUAUCAAAUUUUUCACCAGGCCCGGUCGUCCUGCCAAAUUUCCAGAGUUUUCGCCAGUGGAGAGUGGGCCAUUUUCCAGUUUAAAGCGGAGGAAAAAUAAUGAAGAAGAACCCAUACAGGAACAAGAGGGCUCUCGCAGCUGCUUAGCAGCUACGCUUGGGCCCUAAUAAUAAAAAUAAUAUUACAUUGAUGAAUAUGAUUGAGAUGGUCAGUGCAAAAAGUUGAUACUGGUGAUGUUGGUUGUUUCUCACAGUCCAGAGACUUGUUACCAUUGGCGAUGGUGAUGCUGUUUGACUUCCAAAAUAGCAAGUUUUUCUUGCUUGAACGUUCAACGAAGGAUGGAGAUGAGCCUCUGCAUGAAGUCAGGAGCAUGGAGAGAAGUCUGCUGAGGUUUGUGUUGGUUAAAGGGAUAUUCCGGCGUAAAAUUAAGUUGGGGUCAUACACACCGUAACAUCGAGUUAGACAAACCCCUCAACAGAGGAAUGUUGCCGACCGCUUUCUGUUGAUGCAGUUAGGUGCUGUUCUGAGCAUUAUUUGUGGCUACAGAGUAGCGUUUUGGUUGAGGUUUGUUUAUGGCUCCUCAGCCUGCUGUGUAUUGCUAUCGUGCGGUCGUUACUAAAGUUGGUAUAACUGAAGGAGCAAGUGGUCGUCAACAUUGAUCUCUCAAGGGGGUGUCUAACUGGGUUUUACAGUGUGUUUAACCCUAAAUUAAUUUUACGCUGGAAUAUCCCUUUAACACCUAUACUUUCAACAUCACUUUAAAUACACAUAAUGCAACUUUGUCUUCAGAUCAGAUUAGAUAUGAAGAUAAGUCAAUAUUGAGACAUCUGCUAAGUGCUGUGUGUAUGUGUAUCCGCGCAGGUGUAAGACAAAGCUGGCUGCAUCGCUGGCUCGCUGCAGAGUGAAACAGAGCCUGCAAAGCGUCUCCUGUUUUUUGUCUGAACCUGUAAGGACCAAACAGCACAGAGCAAAACAUUUGCCUCUUUACGCAUGGGUCAAUACUUUGAAGACCAGGUAUGUUUACACACACUCAAAAAAAAAAGGCCAUGCAGUAGGGGGGGGGGGGGGGGGUCGCACAGUUUGGGGUUAAAGGUAAGUGAAGCCCACUGGAGCAUAUCUGAGACAGGAAGUUUCAGCAUUUCCACAGCUCCAGGGUAAGAAGAGCCUCUGUGGUUGGUGAUGUAAAACUAAACACUGCAGCGCCGUUCUCCGCUCUGUUAAACAGUCAGUCUCUGUCUUAGCCAGUGAUGCUUUUGAGUCUCAAUUUUUGUUGUGGAUGCGUUUCUCUUCAUGUGGGGCAGAAUGACGUGCCUUGUAUAAAUUUCUGCUAUAAUAAAAAAACUCUACCUCCUGACACGUUUUAUCUCCCCUCUUCUUUGUAGUGUUGAAGAGGUGUGUAAAGCCUUAAAAAGCGCCGGUUUGAGUGAAGUGAAGAACUUGUCUGAUCUCAAGGAGUCAGCAUUUUGCCGAGACCCUCUCUGUCAGGAUACACUUGUAUUCUCUCAACAGCUUCAUGCUCUGCUCCUGCACAGCACAGUUACAUAUGCAGUGAACAUACAGGCAAGUAUCAUUUUAAGUGUGCACAGAAGUGUGUGACUGAACUACAAACAAGUAAAAUACGCUAAUAAGGGAGAGGGAGGUGUCUUUCGCCUCUAGAGAAUACUCUUAAAGAUAAAAGGGGAAAAAACUAAAAAGCACAUUCAUUUGACAGUAGUGGAGGUACAUGGAUUGUAGACUGUAGAAAAGUCUGUGACUUUCGUUGAUGAAGGUUAAUACCUGAUGACGCCUCAUGAUAAUGGUUACCAGAUUAAAAAUGCAGACCCUUAUGUAACGUUCAAUUAGGGGAGACUGGGGCUUGUUGUCACACAUUUUACACUCUUAUAUAUUUCUUGGAAUCAAUACAUCAUAUAUAAACAAAAUGUGAACCAGAUGAAAGACUAAAGUCUCAGGUAUAUAUGUCAUAUUCAUGUCACUUUCAUAUCUUGUGUCACUGCAUAGUUAUAAGCAGUCAAAUAGAGAGUGUGAACAUGUGACAUGUUGCCCCACCAUCGGGUAAGUUGUCUCACUGCAUGGGGUAAGAUGUCAUGCUGGAUUUUGCAGCUUAUAAAACAAAGACAAAAUUAUUGUUGUUAUAAGUUUUUACAUGAAAGUGAACAUCAAAGACAGGCACAGAAAAUGUUUAUCAUUGAGCUUGAAAAAUUCAACAAAUGCUAACAUAAAAAAUUAUGCAACAUGCUCUGGAGUUUGGAGAGCUGUCUGACUCUGUGUUUUGGCUGGGGUGAAUGUUUAGCAUUACCAAGCCAAGGUAUGGUAGUUGACAUUAAAGUCCUUUAUCUUACUCCAGAUUGAUUUAUUAGCGAGGGUCGUCUGUCUGUUAAUUUUUUUUACUUUGGGUUGUACAAAAUGGUGAAUUGAUGCUCAUCUCAGCUCACAAUGUAAACAUUCCCCGUUAGCAAACAGCAGAUAAACACAGUUGAGAAUUUCAUUCAAGGGCUGGUGAAGGAAAGUGAAUAAAUGAAAAUAGAAGGAUGACAUUGCUCUGCCGCUGUUGAAUGCAUCAAUAAACACCUGUUUGGAAGUGUACCUUUUGAAGUAAAUAGUGAGGUUACUGAUUCUGGAGAGAGUUUGCUAUUUUGUCACUACACCCAAGCCAACAGCUCACCUUAAGAAACACAAACCUCCAAAUUUAUCUACUUGCAUUGAAAGAAAACAACCCUACGACAACAACAACCACCACUACUAUCCCAUAACAAACAUUAUGUGGCAGAAUCAGGUCACUGCCUGAGGGGUUAGUCCGCUUUAAUACCAGGAGCAAUUGCCAUCAUAGUUCAGCUCUGUUCUUCCUAAUCAAGAAAAAAACACAUUAAUAACCAGCAGCUGUUCAUCUAUUAACUGCUGCAUCUUAAAGCUCCUAUGAGGAACUCUAGUUUGUGUCAUUUUUGGCGCCCCCUGUGGACAAAACAGUCUUUACUCAUGAGGACUCAAUGUUCUCUUCUCUCCUCAGAUGGGACACAUCCUCUGACCAUGUAAAGGAAUAAAACUAGUAUUCCACUUUUUAUUUGCGCCCUCCUGUGGCAAAGAUAAUUGCAACGUGACAACUUACCUAUGUGACAACAAGCCCUGGUCUCCCCUACUCUUGAAACCAACUAGGCAAAGAUAAUUCUUAUCUUAAUUGUUGUCUUUUUGCUAAUAUUAUCAUUACCACCUUACAUAGAUGCCCCAGAGGCGUUGUUGGCCUCACAGUUUAAGUGUGCUCCAUGUACAGAUGUUACAGACCUCAUUAUGCUGCUCAUGAGAUUCCUGAUCCUGGCAUCGCUUGUUGAUGUCCUGUCACUUCCUGGCUGCUCUAUCAAAACAUUAGCAAAGUGAUUAAAAAGCUAUCACUAGUUUAUUCUUAGUGUAGCAAGCAACUCACCAACUACUCUGUUUUCUGGUGUCUUCUGUAUCUGUCUCUCUUUGCAGGACAGGAGUGUGUGCAUAGCAGUUAGUGCGUUACGCCCCCUGCUGUUUGAAAAUGGGGACGUGCUCAUGGUGGGCUCUUUCUCUGCCAUGACUGUGGCUCAUGUAGCCGUCGUGGCCGCUGCCCGCUCUGGACGAGUGUUGGUGUGCGGCGCCGAUCACACACCUUCACACAUCGAGGAGAUACAAGAGCUGCUCAGCCAAAUGGACAUAAAAAGUGAGGAUAUAAUUAAAUAUUUGUACUCAUGCACACUCACUCCAAUUGAAAAAGUUUUGUUUUGUUAAUUUUCCCCCAUGUAGAUGUCAAAGUCCUGACAGAAGCGUUUUUUGGUCUGGAUGAGUGGGACAACGGCGUCCAGCGUUUAAAGGUCAUCAUAGUGCUGCCUCAGUGCUCAUCCUCCGCCCUCAAUGACCCAGUACCCACUAUGCACAGUGAACGCGGAGGUAGGCCAUGUCAUAACAGAGAAGGGGACACAGAACAUAAAAGAGGGAAAGUCACCCUUCAAUUUUCACUGUCAAAGUCAGAGGCAAAACGGCCUUUAAAAGAAGAAAAACAAGAGGAGAAACAAAGAGUGAAUUAGAAAGUUGAUCUAUUGAUUUAUUUAUCGUCAAUCAAAAUAACACUUUCAUUCUGCUGACAGACUGGAAUCUGCUGCCGGACUUGUCUCAUGGCUUCUUAUCUCAGAGCAGAAAACAUACAAUGACCACACAGCAGACACGACUACUUUCACACUCUCUCUCCUGUAAGUAAAAGCAGAAAUCACAAUCAAAGAGAAAUGUAUGAACUCUCUUAAAACCGAAACACAGUAAUAUAAAAGUGGAUUUUUCUUUGUUCUUCAUUUUCCCUCUCUCAGUCCCAAAGGUUCAGACAGUGGUCUACUGCACACGCUCGGUGUAUCCAGAAGAAAACGAACAGCUGGUGAAGAGAGUGUUGGAGAAAACACACUCCUCCUCUAAACUGCUGCCUUUCAGGUAAACACAAGCAAUGAUGAGAAACAAUAUCUACAGAAAAGAACGAGCUGAUAUUAUAGCUCAUUAUCGAGCUUUUGAUUUGGUAAUCAGGAUUUUCAUUACCUGUUUCCAGGCUCACAACAACAGUUUAAUGAGAGCGCUGAUACCAGUCAUGCCCUGUUUUUACUACAGGUCAAACAUAUAAAUAUAAAGCCACCAUGUUUAUAAGGAAAUAUUGUUCUAUGUGCAGAUAAAGUAAAACAAGAAGAUUACAAGCCUUUAUAAAGAGCAAGUUUUACAUAAACUAGACCUGCAGGUUCAGUCAUUAGGCUUUCAACACCUCAGAGACUCAGUUAGUCUCGACCAAAGAGAUAUCAUAAAAACUCUAUUCCAGUCCAAGCCACUGUUCAGUCAGAUAAGAAUAGACCAUUUUGCACAUCAUACACAAACAUUUGUAUUUUUAAGGACAACCACUGGGGUUUAUGGCCCAUUCAAUAUACAUGCCAACAGGCCAAGCUGACACGUUCCUGCUCACCGUAGGCUUCACUUUGUUUUAAUAGGUUUUAAAAUCACUUUUUCAGAGAAAAGUUUUAAGAUAAAUAAUGAGCCGUGGAAAUAAUGGAAAUAAUUUGUCCUUUCGAUAGUUUUACAGGUGUCCUAACUUCAGCGGGGGACUUUUGUUGUAGUACUGCCAGUGGGUAAAGGUGAAAUUUGAAGCAAGGCUGGGGGCACUAUAGGCAGGUUUUGAUACCAUAGCCAUGGACUUAAUCAAUGCACACAAUUCCAUUACCUAAAUACUAUCUGCUCCACCAUGUCAACUAUUUUCACAUGUUGUUGUUACAGGUAAUAGUAUAAAGUGGCACCUACAGGUAUUGUAAAAUGACGCCUACGCUGCACUUCCUUGGUUGUCGUCUUGAUCAGAGAGAUCCUUUCAGAGCCCAGAUCAUAAUCUCUACUUUUACAGCAAAUUUAAUCAUGUUCAGAUCCUUGAACCUGGUGGUGUGGUAGCUGCUCACCAAGCUGCAGGUCUGUGGUCCUCUUUGCAGUUCCUUAGAUUUAUAGAGGCGGAGUUCAGUCAGCAUUUUAUAUAUGGGUACCACCAUUAUUGGGCUUCAUAACACCUCCUCAGAAAACAGUGGGCGACGUCACUGAAACUGCAUCUUCGUUUUUUUUACAGUCUUUGUCUAAAAGCUUGACUACUUUUAAAGGUAGUCAAGGGACUUUGUAUCUGUCCACAUAAUAAAAUAAUUAACAGACCCAUUCAUAUAAGUGUGGUUUGAGGGUACUAGGGUAAUAGUCACUAAUUGGAUCACUGAUUCUUGUCUUCAUGAGGGUGAAUGUAGCCAACAGACAAAUGGAGAUUCUCUCUUAGCAUACUUUCAAAAGGAAAAAGUCUUUACACAAAGCAUAAUAGAGCUAAACUGAUCAUUAAAGAUUAGCAGGGAGCAUGUGAGCUCAGUUUACAGUCUCAUAAACAAAUAGCUCAGCUCAAACAGCUGCUCAUUCAACACCGAAAUGUGUUUCUAACUGCAGAACCCGUUCAUGAGCGCUGAGCUUUAUCUCUGAGUUUAACAGACUGCUGGAGGGACUUUUACAGAUGCAGAGAGAGUCACUAAUGUCUGUGUUUUGUAUAUAUGACAAGGCAUCUCAUAAAUCUACAAAUACUGUGUGGUUCAUGUGUGAGUGUGUGAGGGUGAUGACAGGAUGAAAAAUACGCUGUGGUUACCGUGGGGGCGGCAGUUAAUCUCACAUUUGUAGUGGAUGAGGUGGAGAAAAUGUUAGAGUCUGUUUCACGCCUGCUGCUCCAGACAAGUUACUUCUUGUCAUCCAUCCUCUCAGAUAUAGAUAUUUUUUAGCAUACGUUUGCUUUUUAAUCAACUGACCAAUAUUUAACUUGACAAUCAGCAGCUGCCCCCUCCACCAUAUUUAUUUAUUUAUUUUUAAACAUUAUCUACUGUGGGGCUUUGUUGCCUUAAGUGCUUUCAGAGGAGUUAUUUUGCUCUAAUUUAGAGUUUGAUUCUCUAAGCCAUCAUAAAAUGCUUUCCAUAUUUAUAAAGAGAUCAAUUUCUAUCAUAAAUUUAUAAGAUAUAAACAGUCCUAAACGAACACAUACAGUAUGGUCCCCUCAGGUUAUCAAAUGGAAACUUGACCUGUAACAAUACUCUUCAACUAUGCUGCUCCAUGGUCUCCUCUGAUGUCAGUUUUGCAUUAAGAGGUGGAAACUAUCAAGUGUUCAGGUGUAAAUUAAGUUUUACCGUGUGAGACUUCCUGUGAAGACUCUCACAUAUGUGAAACUUAAUGGACGGGAACAUGACCUCUAAAACUUAAAGAAUCUUCACACAAUCACACAAAUCUUGGUGCCAGUUUCAAGUCUAAGAAAAGUGGGUCAAAAGAUUGCAUACAUAGACUUCAUAUAGAAUGAACGCCAUCUGCCUCCUGCUAGGUGAAGCCAACCCGUGAACAGCACCCUCUGGUGACGGGCUGCAGUAUAGGUCAUAAAUCUCGCCUCUUCCAGCGAUCCCUAUGGAGUGGUGGACAAACUUUAGAAACUUAUUACACAGAAUAUACAUUUUUCUACCCCCUGGUUGUGAUGUUGACAUGUAGUUAUUGUAAGACUGGUUUGUGCUGAAGUCCUCUUUUUUCUGUACAGCUCCAUUUUCAAAAGUUAUUAGGGGGCUCAAGUUUUCAAUAAUUGACACCUGAUACAGCCUAUGGAGUUACAAAGUUUGCGUAGCUCACCCGAGGGAUACGCUGUUUGCGCGUCAUCACAGCGUAUAGUAUAUACAGUCCAUUAUUGCAUAGGUGAACCAUGCAUCACAAUCAAAAAUGUACAUAGUGGAUUUGAACCACAGAUGAACACAAGUCACUUUUUUUGCAAGUCCAAGUCGAGUCUUCGGUCUCUGAGGGCUGUUUCUAUUAAACUACCCCAUUUAUGUCACGUACCUCUACACAGUAGAGUCAAGUCAAUUAGAGAAAUAUUUAAUACUGACUUGUAAAUCGUGGCCAAAAUAGUUGAUUUCAACCUAUGUCCGUCUUCUGACGAGGCAAAAAGCCAAUCAUUGUUCAGGAUUUUGGGGUGUUCAGUCAGAUUUUUGAAUCUACCCUUAAAAACUAUCACUUUCCCUUUUUUUUACCAGCUUUCUUCCUAGUCCAAGUCAAGUCUCAAGUCGGGUCAGUGUGUGUCUCAAGUUUAACUUCACUCCCUAUCUCUGAUUGAACCCACAUUUACUGUGACAAACCUGGCACACCUUAACUAUGGUCAACCAAGUUUGAAUGUUGAAACCUCAGCUGGUGCUCACAGGGUUACAUCGACAAGACUUUUAAAAGCAUGAGAUCCCAAGACACAGAGGGCCGCCAAAAUCCCAGUUCUGUGUAUUGAUUAAACUCUUGGCCUGAAAUGGGUUUGGAACAGAUUCCCUCUAAUGUUUUAUUGAUGUUAGUUUUACAAAUUACAGUAACUUUCUUGAUGUUUCUACACCGGAUAAAAGAGACACCUUAUCAAGAGUGUAAAACAGUGUCUUUGAUCUCCUUUGUUUCACUGUCACACCUUGAUGUAUUGAUGGAGAGGUAGACUGUGAUAUUACUCUUUGAUAUGUUACAGGUGCAGCACAUCAAACUUAUUAUCAAAACCAUCUUUGAUAUCGGCCGCUGUCAAAGAUGCCAAAGAGUUUUUAUUUUACAGCUUUUGAGGGUAUGGAAAUCUGGCUCAUCAAACUUUUGUGAAGGUUAAUUUUAAAGAAGAAGAAAAAAAGUUGCUGCAUCUUUUAAAAUAUAAGCUCACUAAAACUCACCUCAAGAGUACUUGGCCUGGACCCCCUUAAAAGGAUAACGCUGAAGGGUGCGAUUUUAAAAUCUGAAGAGCGGUCAUUCUGCUCAUAAUACCAGUGAGUGUGAAUAACCACUCUGGGCGAGCUUUCGGUGAGAAUUUUAAUGGGAAUGAAGGUCAUCAUAUUCAUAUUUAAACAGACUUUAGUCACUGUUUGGUCCACAGAGAAUUGUGAACCAACAUUCACUAACUUUUCUAUGGUUGAGGGCACUCACAGCAGAUGUUCAAUAAACAGCAACCAGCAGGGACAGCUGGCUGUGAAGGACCAAUAAACAUGCAUGUCCUCUGGCUUUGAGAUGAACAGUAUGUGUGGAGACACACUAUAAGGCUGGUGGACAUACUCAUUAAACUACAUUUACAGUAAACAGCUGAGCUUUUAAACCAAGGGUGUGUCCAGAAGGGGGGAAAGAGGUGGCAAGGGCCCCUCUGGUGCCACCAAAGAGUCUUCAAGUUUGAUUGGUAGUGUUGUGUCAUUCGUGAAUGAUUCGUUCAAAAGAACAAAUCUUCUAAGUGAACAUACUGAACCGAAUCACUUCUUUAGGUGAUUCGUUCGUUUCUCAGUUCAGUUGAGCUGUAGGAAGUGCAGCUGCCAUAGCAAGUAGCAUUGCCGGGUGAGCAGUUGGCGAGCAACUGCAGGGAGGGAAGGACUGCAUGCAUACCCACAGCACUCUCGUAUCUAAUGUAGAGUCGUUCAUGAAUGUUUCGUUCUACAGAAGCUCAGCUGCGAGCCUGGCAUGCCGGUCAGGAGUGGAACUGCCGCCUCUGACUCUUUGGCGAACAACACACAGCCAGCCAGCAACGAGUGGGCGGGCGGGCGGAGUCUCUUGAUUCACUCACAGCGAAUGAACGACAUGUAUUAGUCAGUGAACGAAACGUCUGUGAACAACAUGUAUCAGUACGUGACGGACUGAUUCAGUCAGUCUGUGAACAACAUGGUGAACGAAACGAACGACUUCCGAAUGACUUGAUGCAGGCAGAGGAGGGAGGGGUGUAGCGUCGUUCACUUACUGCUGAACACUGGUUUAUUCACUGAGGCUAAGAUAAAACAGUGCAUUAUUGUGCCUUUACAAUGAUUCAUGUGUAUAAACUUUCCCGCAAGAAGGAUUUAAUUUCAGUCGAUUUAAAGCAAAACGCUAUUUGAUAUCUUUCAACACAGCUGCUAUGUUUAUUUAUUUUUAAUCUCUCCACUUUUACGCGAAAUAAAAGAAAAAUGACCCACGCUCGUUAGCGGGCAUGCUGCUAAUUUUUUGUCGAGUCAUUUUAAUGAACAGAUUUUAAAGAUUCACUAAAGUCAAAAGAAAUGUUCUUCCCAUCACUACUCGGAAGUCAGAGUCUCCUCCUGCCAAGUGCUGAAUGAUUCAGGGAUUUGGUGAACAAAUCUUUUGAACGAAUCUUUUCAGUGAACUGUUUUUAGUGAUUCAGUACAACAGAGAGAACUGCCUUGCCCAUCACUAAUGAUUGGCAUUGAUUUUUUGAGGCCUUUCCACAAACUAUUUUGGCUGCACUGCAAUAGACUAUCUUCCUUUUGAGUUUUUUAAAUAUGCAUAUAAUAAAAUAGAUGUUGCAUGGAUGUAAUAGGCGUAGAAGCUAAAACAGAUAAGUGAAGAGGGAAAAUGAGUAGAUUAAUUUGGGAGCGUGUGCACAUUUGCGUCAUGCCACCCCUGUAUGAGUGAGAACCCAAGUCUGAUUUAUACCAUUAAACUUAACCAGGAGUUACAUAAUAUUUCUUUAUGUCCAAAUGUCCUUAUAAAAGUGGUAGGUGACCUGGGUAAAAAGAUCAUUUUGUAGAUUUUUGCAUCAACUGAUCUGUAACAAAACAUUAAAUGUGCCACAAAAAUUUGUACAGAAAUAUUUCCUGUAAUUAUUUGUCAAAGUACUUUUUAACAACCUCUCCACCUGCUGCUCCGACUCUCAGGGUGAACGGUCCGGUUUUUCCUGUUGAGUCUGCAUCAGGAGACGCAGCAGACCCCCGGUUCUUCAGACUGGAACCAUCACAGCUCACGAACGGCUGCUUCAUCGCACGGCUGUCCAGACAGGUGAGAGGCAGAGGACGUAAACAUGUGAGAGGGAAAGACUGAAAGGGAAAAGAGCGAGAGGGACGUUUAGAGGGCAGAGUUGUGUUUGGAGAUUGAGUAGUAACAGAGAUUGUACGCUGUGUGUGUGUGUGUGUGUGUGUGUGUUUGUGUUUGUGUGUGUGAUUGCUCUGCGGCGAGACCUUCCAGUUGUGCUGAGGCUGCUCUUUUUAACUGUCUGUCUGCAGGGAGGUCAGUUGGCGCUGCUUGUCUGCACCAUGCACACGCACACACACACUUUCUCUCUAUCACACACACACAUACACACACACACUCAAAAGACUAUCACUCUGACACACUGCAGCACUAUUCCAAACUCCAUAAAAAGCAGACAUGUUCAGGAUGAAAUAUGCCUCGACUUGUGAAAGAUUUCUGUAUUUUACAGCGAAGAUGAAUGGAUAAUUCUCUCCAUCUUCCCUGUCCCCUUCAGUCUUGUUGCAUCACCUCAUUGUUCUGUCUCUCUCCUCCACUCAUAAAAACAAGAAAAUACAACAGAGGGAAGUGAAAAGCUGCUCUUCUGAUUCCCUGCAGCUCAAGAAUGGUGCAGGGAGGGGACUGUGCCUGUAUAUGUUUAUAUCAAUACUCAUACACACUCCCACAAGCAUUCUGGAUAAUUAAAACAUAACGAUUAUCACAUCUAAUUGCAUUAGCCUCCACUUUUACAGUGAUAAACGGGACAUUAAAGCUGUGGGAUACUCUUGGUGGUCCAGUGCUGCUCACAUGAAUGACUGUGCAGGAGAGGACGCUUCAGAGAGAUCUUGAAUGGUAUCAGACAGUGACAGCAGGGAAAGCAGAAAGAGACAGAGAGUGGAGAUGAGGCAAGAGAAAAACUCCAGGAAAGUAGAGAGACUCAGAAAAGCAGACUUUAUGAUGCAAGCCCCUGUUUUAAAAACCUGCCUUCUGCAAAGUGGAGAGCACGUCUUAGUUAGAUGAAUGUAUAUUAGGCACUUUUAUGAAUCACUAAAUGAUGCUGCCAUAUGGAGAGGACAGGGAAGGGUAUCAGCAGCUGGUUAGAAGUCCCUACACACCAAUGGUUUAAAUUUGGAGGAGGCGAUGACUGCGCACUGGAGUGUGCUGAUCCACUUAAAGCUCUGCUAAAAGUCUAUGUAGCACUAGUAGCAGUAAAAUGCUAGCGUGAUGGAGCUUGUGUCCACUGGAGGUUAUUAAUUUCUUUUUAGCCGGCAGAGCCAGGGACGAAACUUCUAAACUGUCACAUCUCUUCAAAAGCAAUAUACACAAAGAAGAAGAAGAAGCAACAGGCUGCUAGUGAGCUAGCUGUAGCAGCCUUCUGGGGGAUAAUAAGGCACUUAAAAAAACGGAUGAUUAAGAAAAAAAAAUUGAUUAAAAUAUGUUUUCAAGAGCAAGCAUCACCAUAAUUAUGAUGGACUAUUUUGGCCAUAUUAAGAAAAAAAAAAGAAGACUUCAAGAAAAUCGGUGGUCCGCCACAUUCAUCUCUCGACGGGGUGUUUAACUUGGUGUUAUAAUGUGUUUGACCCUAAAUUAAUUUUACGCCGGAAUAUCCCUUUAAGUCCAAGUACCAUAUUGGAAGUAAAAAAGUUGUAUCGGGACACCUCUAAUGAUAAACUAUCUAUUUGUUAAUGCUUUUCUUCUAUCUAUCUAUCUACUGUACACAAAAUACAGUGAUAUUGAUAAUGGGAAUCUCACUCGUGUUGUACAUUUUUGUUCGUAAACAAAAUACUUCAAAAAUUAAAAGUUACCUCUACGGCUUCAGUGAAGUUCGGGCAUCAUGAAAGUAAUGACAAUGCUGUUGAACAAACAUGUCACAUGAUCAGCAUGGACGUCCUGAGGCGAAAUAAUGAAGGAAAUCAAUAAUCCAAAGAUCUAUUUAUCAAGACAUAAAAGCAAAAAACACUUUAAAAGCAUCUACAAGGCUGCCAUCACCCAUGCGUCUCUGCGGUAUACUGUAAUCUGCUCCAUUUUAUUACUAACUGCAUAAUUAAAGUGUGGGAGCUUAAAAUGACUUAGAGCGCACAGUUAAGAAAUUGAAAAACAGUGUAAAGGAAGAUUAAACACUGAGAGUGAAAUAAAAGAUGCAUAUGCAGUUUUUUGAGCUGUGCAGCGAACGUGAUUUAACUUUAAUACGAGAACAGAUAAUAUAGAGAGUGAACAUUAUGAAAGGAGAGGGAAUGUAUGCAUAUAUAUGUGAGCAUAUACGGUAAAUUCCAAGCAUACACAAGCUAAAUUGGCACACUUGGAUUAGUUUGGAUGUAAAAGGCACCAAACCCCAUGAGAUCCCCUCUUCUCAGUCUCUUCUCCUUCCUUUAGCAGGUUCCUUGUUGUGGCUUAUGGCUCAUUUUUCUGCAGUUGUAAAGAUCUCCUCGGUGUGAUGUUAUCCCAGGGGAUUGUUGUUUUUAAUGUGUCGUAUCUUCACAUCAAAUCUCAAGCUGUCCUUGCUCUUUUUCAGGCGGAUCCCACAAAAGUAGAAACAGUCCAGGACGUGCUAGCAAGGGCAGCGGCAAAGGGCCUCCUGGGUGGAAUAAUUCCUGAACAAUCAAAAACCGGUAAAAAGGGGAAAAGCAAGAAGAAGCGCGGAGCUUCGGCGGGUAGCAAACCCUCUUCGCCCCACAGCUAUGAGAGGGAGACAGGAGAAGAGCUGGAGAAUGGAAAAGAUCAAGUCGCAGCUUCAGAUCAGGAAGAGCAGAGAGGUGAAUCUAACGAGGAGGAAAUAGAGGUUAAGGGAGGGAAGAAGAAGAGAGGGCUAAAAGGCCAGAAGAGAAAGGCCAAACAGAGCAGCAGGACUACAGCUGGCUCCAAGAACCCCUCUCAAAGUCACAAGAAAAAACCAACGAAGAGAAAAACGAAGGGGCGUCUCAUGAAAACCAAACCGAGGAGGAUACCUCGUCUCACACUGUCAUUAAUAUCCUCAGCAAAACCCCCUAAACACUUGUCUCCCAUCACAGCCCUGGCACACAAGCUGAUCGACGCCCCUGCAGUUAACCAACAGCUGACUGUCUUUAGCACCCCCUCCUCUGCCAGAUCUGCUCGCCCUGCUCCACCUGCGGCCUCCAAGCCGGUGCAGAGAGAAAGCGUAGAGACAGUCAAAGAGAGAAAAGCUGUUAAAGAUGAACCGGGCUGUUUGUUAAAGACCACAAGAAAGGCUGAAAAAACAAAAUCAGAGGUGGUUGCAGAGACAACAUUAAAGGAGUCUGAUUUCAUCCUGCCGCCCAUUUCUUCCCCCUCCUCUGGUUCUCUGAGCGGCAGGAGUGUUAGUUCUCCCUCCCAGCGCCCAUCUCAGGCCUCCCACUCUGAACUCGCCCAAAUAUCUGCAUCCUCCUCCUGCGUCUCUCUGCCUGGAUUGUAG